AUGGUUGAAGCAUGUGACAGGACUGGUUUGAGUAUAGACGAAAUGGUCGUUGAAAUCGAUCUCAUGGCCAAUGAGGAUGGCGUCAUUCCUGCCCUACAAACUCCACCUAUCUUUAAGAUUGCUCCGAUUCGGAUUACCUCGAAGGCUCUCGAGUAUUUAUCUCCCUCGGACUUGGGAGCAGCGGUCGAUGCAUUUCGAUCCGACAUUCGUUACCACGAUAUUGAAGGGCUAUCCAAGCUGUUCAGUCCAAAUGAUUGCAGAUAUUUUGUUGCCCAACUUGUCG
Cylindrotheca closterium is the source of this 283-nucleotide messenger RNA. The record is from the annotation of a GenBank genome assembly. NCBI's taxonomy places the organism in Eukaryota, Bacillariophyta, Bacillariophyceae, Bacillariales, Bacillariaceae.